Molecule: messenger RNA, 1836 nt
Organism: Seminavis robusta
Lineage: Eukaryota; Bacillariophyta; Bacillariophyceae; Naviculales; Naviculaceae
Source: the annotation of a GenBank genome assembly
AUGCCCAAAACGAAGGCCGCUAUUAAUAGCACCAAAGAUGCUCCCGGGCGCCGCAGGAGUAGUAGGAUCAACAAGAACCUCCAAGAAGAGCAAGAAACAACCCCCAAAGAUACCCAUUCCGAAUCAGAGAACGAGUCAGAUAAUGAGGAACAGCAAACGUUUGAGUUUGAGGGAAACACCUAUGCUUCGUAUCAAGAAAUGGUGAAUGCCAAGCGGAAACGAAAUGAAAAUUACUUGAAGCAAAAUGGACUUUGGAAUCCCAUUAAGCAAACCAUCAAAAGUAAGGAAGCAUCCCAGAAUGGUAUUAAACGACGCAAAGUGACACCCCCAAAAGCUCCUAUGCGCAAAUCCAAUCGCUUGGCGGGGACUCCUGCAGAUGGACGCUUUGUGGAACACGAAGGCGGGGGUGGCUUUGUCAUUGUAGCGGCCGAAGCAAGCAAGGAUGGAGUGGUGACCAAGACUACUACGAGCACUCGAAAUUCCAAAAGUCUGCAACAGUCCACUACAGUCAUUGUCACGGGUGGCGACCGCAACCACAGUGCUCGGGUCAAUGAUGGAGCACCGUUAUCCCUGGAAGAUGCCGUCCAGAAUUGUGAUGGGAAAUGGAUUCAAGAAAACUCGGUUCCAGAGGCCCAAAAGUUUACGCAAGACACUUUGAAACCCAUCAUGACUGUUCCCGUAAAAGAGGAAUCUACGACAACAAAUAAUGGUAGUCCCACAUCCGUUGCAGCCGAAACUGCAUCCCCCAUGGAAACAGUCCGCAGCAAAAUUGAGCAACUAUCCAUUGACGAUGACAACCAUGUGGCCAAGGUGACGCCGGAUCGUAUCUACGGACUGGCAGUACAUCCUUCCACAAACAAGUUGAUUGUGGGAGCCGGCGACAAACUCGGUUACGUGGGACUCUGGAAUGUGGACGCUACUGGUGACACAGAUGGAGUGUACUUGUUUCGGCCUCACACCCGUCCCGUCAACACGUUGGAAUGGACGCCACAGGGGUUGCUCUCGUCGUCAUAUGAUGGAACCGUUCGAUACAUGGAUGUGGCCAAGGAGUCGUUUGAAGAAGUCUUUGCGAGCAACCCCAGUGACGAGGAGCAGUUCUACACGCAGUACCUGGCGCUGGAUCCUCGGGCAUCCAUUCGUGGUCAGUCCUUUUUCCUUUCGACGUCCAUGGGAAGCGUCAUGCACGUAGAUCGCCGAGUGGGUGCGGCCAAAGGUAAUAUCACGUUUCAUGCCAUGCUGAGCGAAAAGAAGAUCAACACGGUGAGCUUGCAUAGAGAUGGAUAUUGCUUGGCUACAGCUGGAUUGGACAGAACUGUCAAGUUUUGGGAUCUACGCAAGAUGACCACCAGAAAGAAGGUCUCGAACCCUUUUGAGCCCAAGGCAGCCUAUCUGGGAGAGCACUUCAACGAGAAAUCAGUGAACAGUGCGUUCUUUUCUCCAUCUGGCGACUAUCUCAUGACAACCAACAUGGCCCACACGCUCAACAUCUAUCACAAGGCCCAUUUGCAGCUCACGACCUCGGCAAGGUCGUCUGGUGGGGAGAAGAAAGAGAACCUAGUCGAGCCCAUUCACAUGAUACGUCACGAUAACCAUACAGGUCGCUGGUUGGCGACGUUCAUGGCACAGUGGCACCCAUCUCUGGAUAUCUUUUGUGUUGGAAGCAUGGCCAAGCCACGGGCUGUGGACGUGUAUGAUGGAGAAUCAGGAGACCAUAUGAGAGCCAUCCGAGGAGAAACUCUCUCCUCGGUGUUCAGUCGAUGCUGCUUCCACCCGUCAUUGGAACACCUUAUUUUGGUUGGGGGCAACUCAAGUGGAAGAGUCUCUGUAAUUCGAUAG